AUGGCCUCACCACAACCUCCAUCGUUACGCUUCAAAUCGGAGGCUUCUCCUCAGGGCGGCAAAUCACAUGAGAUCAGGCGAAGCAGUGGUUCUCGUCUCUCCGUUCGGUCUCGUCUCCGCAGUCUCUCUGCUGUAUCUCUACCGUGUCUCCCUGCAGUGUCUAUCCUCAUCUACUCGGCGUCUGUUUUUAUUGAUACCUGCGCAAAGGCUAGGUUGGGGCAUGAUGUGAUCUGGGAAUGCCAGCGUUCCCCAAGCAACCAAUCAGAACUCUCCUUGCAAAUGACAAAUAUGCGGGAGCCCCUCCUCCAUCCUUGGAAUUCUACCUGGGCCUUCUCCUUCUUUCGGUCACCUGAUCAAACCCGUCUCCUUCUUGCUUUGUGUGAGUGCCUCUCACCAUCAUUGUCCAAUUGGGCAUGGAAAUGCGAUGAUGAUGGUAAAAGAAGUCGGAAGCUUCCCUCUCCAGCCUCUGAUUUAAUGUUUAUCGGCCUGCGUGAGAGCAGGUGGUUGUUUGUUAGAGAGAGCGAGAGGAAAAAAGCUUCGUUCGUGGUCGGAGAAGGAGGUGUUGGAAAAUCUGCCUUGACGAUUCAGUUCUUCCAGAAGUUGUUUGUUCAAGACUAUGAUCCGACCAUUGAAGAUUCCUAUAUUCAACACGAGGAAGUGGAUGGUGUGUGGUGCGUCCUCGAUGUAUUGGACACGGCUGGCCAAGAAGAGUUUAGUGCUAUGCGAGAACAAUACAUGCGUACAGGAGAUGGGUUCCUUCUAGUUUACUCUGUCACAGACCGACACAGUUUUGAGAGUAUCAAAAAUUUCCACACCCAGAUUUUACGGGUGAAAGACAGGGACUCCUACCCUAUGUUGCUGGUUGCUAACAAGGUAGACUUGGUCCACCAGCGGAAAGUCAGUGAAGACCAGGGGAGAGAACUUGCCGCUCACCUUAACAUCAACUAUAUAGAAACAAGUGCCAAAGAUCCUCCUCUCAACGUAGACGCUGCAUUUCACCAAGUCGUCCGUAUUAUUCGAGAGCAGCCACAAGACUUUAAUCGUGUUCGUAAAAGGAAAGGGAAGCGAACAAGGUGCACCAUUUUAUGA
Messenger RNA from Acanthosepion pharaonis, 1089 nucleotides. Lineage: Eukaryota; Metazoa; Mollusca; Cephalopoda; Sepiida; Sepiidae. The record is from the annotation of a GenBank genome assembly.